AUGGAUUACGAGGCGCUGAAAGAACAGUGGACUGAGGUAGAGGACCGUGACGGGGUUAGGUUGAGUUGGAAUGUCUUCCCGAGCACUCGGAUGGAAGCCUCAAGGCUUGUUGUUCCCAUUGGUGCACUCUACACACCUCUGAAGGAGAAACCGGAGACGCCGUUACUUCAGUUUGAGCCAGUGACUUGCAAGCAGCCCUGCCGAUCCGUCCUUAAUCCGUUCUGCUCCGUCGACGUUCGCGCCCGUCUCUGGAUAUGUCCAUUUUGUCUGUCAAGAAAUCCGCUUCCGCCUCAUUACAAGGACAUCACCCAGAACGCCAUACCUCCUGAACUCCAUCCAUCCAAUACCACAAUUGAAUACCGGCUAUCUCGACCUGCACCAAGUUCCCCCAUCUUCCUCUACGUCGUCGACACCUGCCAGGAGGAAGACAGUCUCGCAGCUUUAAGGGAGUCUCUUGUCAUGAGUCUAAGUCUAUUGCCGGAGAAUGCCCUUGUUGGAUUGAUUACAUUCGGCACUAUGGUCCAGGUACACGAGAUUGGCUAUACAGAGUGUGCAAAAUCAUACGUCUUCCGAGGGAGCAAGGAGUAUAAUGCGAAGCAGGUCCAAGAGAUGCUCGGCCUCUUGUCUCCGCUUAUGCGGCCGGGCAUGCAGCAGCAAGGCCGGCCUUCGCCCCUGAUGGGUCCCACUUCGAGAUUCCUUCUUCCGGUUCAACAGUGCGAGUUCCAAUUAACAAAGGCAUUGGAACAACUCCAAAAGGAUCCCUGGCCAGUUGCCAAUGAUCGCAGAAACCUGCGAUGCAGUGGCGUCGCUCUAAGUGUUGCCGUCGGACUCCUGGAAACGUCCUUCCAGAACGCUGGUGGCCGAAUCAUGGUCUUUGCUGGCGGCCCAGCAACCGAGGGCCCGGGGAUGGUUGUGGGACCUGAACUGAGAGAACCCAUACGGUCACACCACGACAUUGACCGAGACAACGUCAAGUACUACAAGAAGGCGUUAAAGUUCUAUGACAAUCUGGCAAAAAGAACUGCCCAUAACGGUCACGUAAUUGACAUAUUCGCCGGGUGUCUUGAUCAAGUUGGCCUCCUGGAGAUGAAAGGACUUUGCAAUUCGACUGGUGGUCAUAUGAUUCUUACCGACAGCUUUACUUCUUCCAUGUUCAGACAGUCGUUCACCCGCGUCUUCGAUAAAGAUGGUGAUGAUCACCUCCUCAUGGGGUUUAAUGCUGUCUUGGAAGUGUUGACCACCAAGGAACUUAAAGUCACAGGUCUCAUUGGCCAUGCCGUGUCCCUCAACAAGAAAUCAACCUCAGUUGGCGAGACGGAGUGUGGCAUUGGAAACACUUGCUCCUGGAAAAUGUGUGGUAUUGACCCGACCUCAAGCUACGGCGUCUAUUUCGAAAUCGCUAGCCAGGGUGGCCCCACGCAACAUCAGCAGGCAGCGCAAAAAGGCAUGAUUCAGUUCCUGACAUAUUAUCAGCACUCCUCGGGCCAAUUUCACCUUCGUGUCACAACUCUAGCCAGAAAUCUGAGCGGCCCUGCUGGAGACCCCGCCAUCGCCCAGUCGUUUGAUCAGGAGGCAGCGGCAGUCCUCAUGUCGCGGAUCGCCGUUUUCAAAUCUGAAGUCGACGAUGGCCCCGACGUCCUUCGUUGGGUUGAUCGGAUGCUAAUUAGACUCUGUUCGCGAUUCGCUGACUAUCGCAAAGAUGACCCUUCUUCUUUCCGAUUGGAAAAGAACUUCACCCUAUAUCCACAGUUCAUGUUCCAUUUGCGGAGAAGCCAGUUCUUGCAAGUCUUCAACAACUCACCAGAUGAGACGGCAUUCUAUCGUCACGUCCUGAAUCACGAGGAUGUCAGCAACUCGCUCAUCAUGAUCCAGCCCACUCUGGACUCCUACACCUUUGACCAGGAAGGGGGACAGCCUGUACUCCUUGAUUCAACGUCCAUACAGCCGACACAUAUCCUGCUACUAGAUACCUUCUUCCACAUUCUUAUCUUCCACGGCGAGACUGUGGCAGAGUGGCGCAAGGCUGGUUACCAUGAGCAAGAAGGCUACGAGAACUUUGCCGCGCUUUUGGAACAGCCGAAGGAAGAUGCCAGGGACCUCAUUACUGAUCGCUUCCCUCUGCCGCGAUUCAUCCUCUGCGAUGCAGGCGGAUCCCAAGCACGCUUUCUCCUAUCAAAACUGAAUCCCUCGACAACACACACCUCGGGAGCGUAUGGAGGCGUAGGCGCUCAAUCAGCGCAGACUAUUUUUACCGAUGACGUCUCUUUGCAAACUUUCAUGGACCAUCUCAUGAAGUAA
Molecule: messenger RNA, 2298 nt
Organism: Sodiomyces alkalinus F11
Lineage: Eukaryota; Fungi; Ascomycota; Sordariomycetes; Glomerellales; Plectosphaerellaceae
Product: Sec23/Sec24 trunk domain-containing protein
Exons: 6
Coding region: 1-2298 (765 amino acids)
Biological process (GO): endoplasmic reticulum to Golgi vesicle-mediated transport; COPII-coated vesicle cargo loading; intracellular protein transport
Cellular component (GO): COPII vesicle coat; endoplasmic reticulum exit site
Molecular function (GO): GTPase activator activity; zinc ion binding
Source: RefSeq, a predicted model, not a curated record